GCUACCUCUGUCAACUUACUGCCACAAGGCUCUCUUCGGACUACGACAAUGCUUAUGACUGCGCUCGUGUCCUGUCUGCUCCUCUUGGGUGCCAGGGCUGCCAGCAGCGCGACCUCUGCUGAUCCAUCCUCCAUCGCAUCAAAGUACUCGCUUACAACCAGCACAUCUCUGCCAUUUCCGUCUGCGACGCUCGCCUCCUCAGCUGCUCAGUCUUUUAUUGCGUCGUCUUGGUCUCUGAGCAAAGGCCACGUCCAAGACGGCGGCUCUGACCUCGCCUUUGUCGCGGACCCCUUCGCGAACUCAUCUGGAUCUACUUCGCCCGCGUCUGCCUCCAACGCAUCGGUCCUGCAGGUCACAUACCCCUCUGGCAGCUACUCUCAUGACACUGGGGGCGCACAGUUCUAUACGCUCUGGAACUCCUCCAACGCAUCCACCACCUACUUCCACUCCGUGCUGCUCACCUAUGAGGUCGCCUUUGGCUCCGAAUUUGACUGGGUCAAGGGCGGCAAGCUUCCCGGGCUUCGCGGCGGACCAGACGUGUACGGCUGCUCCGGCGGCAAGCCCACGAAUGGCUCGGAUUGUUUCAGCGCGCGUGCCAUGUGGCGCACGGACGGCGAGGGCGAAGUGUAUGCGUAUUUUCUUGAGUCAAAGGAUCUCUGUGCCGAUUCUAAUUUCCUCUGCAAUUCUGAUGGAUACGGCACGAGCGUCGACCGUGGGUCCUUUGGUUUUGCUGUUGGACAGUGGAACCGUAUCAGCCUUCUCGUUCGAUUAAACGACCCACCGGAGAAGGCGAAUGGACAGGUCGCACUAUAUUACAAUGACGUAGAGGCACUCAACGAAGAAAACUUGCAAUACCGCAACAGCACGGACAUCAACAUCGGCGGUCUCUUCUUCUCAACGUUCUUCGGAGGCAACGACUCUGCAUGGGCUACGCCACGAACGGUACAUACCUAUUUCCGAAAUUUCGAAAUGUGGGGCAGCGAGAAAGCGUCUGUCCUCACA
Molecule: messenger RNA, 1002 nt
Organism: Laetiporus sulphureus 93-53
Lineage: Eukaryota; Fungi; Basidiomycota; Agaricomycetes; Polyporales; Laetiporaceae
Product: polysaccharide lyase family 14 protein
Exons: 6
Source: RefSeq, a predicted model, not a curated record